Messenger RNA from Mycotypha africana, 4830 nucleotides. Its product is annotated as Ion transport protein-domain-containing protein. The coding region runs from base 1 to 4830 and encodes 1609 amino acids. The transcript has 22 exons. Lineage: Eukaryota; Fungi; Mucoromycota; Mucoromycetes; Mucorales; Mycotyphaceae. Gene Ontology annotation, molecular function: calcium ion binding; high voltage-gated calcium channel activity. Gene Ontology annotation, cellular component: voltage-gated calcium channel complex; membrane. The record is from RefSeq and is a predicted model, not a curated record. Gene Ontology annotation, biological process: calcium ion import across plasma membrane.
AUGAAUGCUUUUACAAGACGGUGUGCUGUUAUGCCCGAAGAGGGUCGUUUAUAUCAAGGAAUGACUGAUAUACAUUACGUGGAACCGCGAACAUCAUGCGCCGGGUAUAUGGUGAGUCCUAAAGAACGAACCGGUCCCUUCGACCUUAAAACUGGUACGCAGUAUAUCCAUCCUGGCACAGAUGGUUUCUUCUGUAAGUUAGGUCAAGUUUGUAUUCAAGACAGAGCAAAUCAACCCGAAUACGGCUUCAUGAGUUAUGAAAACAUCUUUUAUUCUAUGCUUAAUGUGUUAACCGUAAUCUCUACCGAGAACUGGACUGAAUUGCUGUACAUUACUCAAGAUAGUGUAUCAGACAAAGGUGCAGCUGUUUUCUAUACUUUUUGUAUUUUUCUCAUGACCUUUGUACUUGUGCCAAUGUUUAUUGCCGUUAUCACCACAUCUUUUUCACAUCUCCGAGGUGAUAUGCGUGAAAGUGCAUUUUCUUCGAAGAGAAAGGCUCCUAUGAUUUUGUCUGAAAAACAGUCAAGAAGCUAUAAAGCCCGAUCUGAAGAGCUGAAGAAAACGGUUGUCAACGGCAACAUGUUUGGGAAUGAUUAUUCACAUAGACCAUCAAUCUUGCAUAGAUGGACGCAGUAUAUUUCUGCCGACCCUAGGUUCAGAUAUCUGAGAAGUCUUUUAGUAGCCUUGAACAUCGUGUUGAUGAUGUUUUAUCGAUCUGAUUUAACGGUCCAACAAAAGAACUAUCUAGACUCUCUGAAUCUUUUAUGCACAAUCAUUUUUGCUGUCGAAAUUGUGAUGCGUAUACUGAGUUAUUCCAAAUGGAAGAGGUUCUGGAAGAAGCCACGUAAUCGUAUUGAUUUUAUAAUAGUCAUUGCUACUUUAGUUGGUUUAUUGGCUCCUGUCCGGUCGAGUCAGUAUCAUGCUCUUUUAGUAGUAUUUCCUGUCAUUAGAUCAUACCGUCUAGUGUAUCUGUUUCCUGGAGUGCUUCAGUUGAUAUCUGAUAUUGUCAGUGAUGGACAAGGUAUACGAAACCUCACAAUUUUUACGUUUCUAGUCCUCCUGCUGUUUAGUCCCAUUUCGGUUCAGUUAUUCGGUGGAGGUUUUCAGUUUGUUGGCAUAGAUGAACCAUCAAUGAGGUUUGACAAUUCAUAUCAGGCUUUCCUUGCAUUAUUUCAGAUUAUGACCGGUGAAAAUUGGACAGACAUAUUAUACGAUGCAAUGCAUAGUCAGGAUGAGUCGUCAAUACCUUAUGCAUCAUUGUUCAUUGUACUUUUAUAUUUCAUUAUCCAUUAUAUUGUUUUGAAUCUGUUUAUUGCCGUCAUCAUGGAGAAUUUUGACCUGGACGAGGAGGAAAUCAAACAGUAUCAAAUUAGAAAGUACAUUCAUGAGCACCAAUGGAAGUCUGAAAAUUUCAGAAUGGAUAAAUUGGGCAGGCAAGAUAAAAAAAAACUGCAGCUCAAAAAUUUGCCUCAGAAUGUUACUGCACUAGUAACAGUGAGUAAAUUUGAAGACUUUAUGAGAAGAUCAUCCUCCAUUGGAACUUUCAAGCAAGAGACUCGUGGUGGACAUAUUAAUCAGCUUCCGCUUCAUUCACGAUCUGAAAUAUCAACAGCAAUCCAUAGGCGUCCUUCUUCAGUAUUUUCCAGUGAAACUCCUAUACCUAAUAUUAGGAGGCAUUCAAACUACUCUCAAGUCAGUAUUAGUAGUUUACAACUGGAAGCUUUAACGACGUCUUACACUGACUUCGAAAAUGAAAAUCAGACAAAGUAUGAUGAUGAGUAUGAAUUUAAUGUCGCCCAGGAAAACAAAGCCGUUAUUUUGGAGAAUUUAAAAGCAUUUCGAUCGUUCGUUUUCUUCAAAAUGGAUAGUCUUAUUCGUCAAAUAUGCAUAAAGGUAUUGGCAAAAGAAAGGUACAACCACCUAAUGAUUGCCCUUAUCAGUGUUACUACUUUAUUGGCUAUGUGGACCGAUGAAUUGAAUCGUGAAAAAUAUUCGACUCACGUCAACCAUAUUAUUGAGCCUAUUCAAGCGAUCCUUCUUUUCGUAUACUGGAUAGACAUUUUCAUUCAUAUGACGGCUGAUGGUGUGUUUAUGCUUCCGAAAUCUUAUUUGCGCAGUGGAUGGAACAUACUGGACAUGACUGAUUUAUUUCUUCAAGUGAUCUUCACAAUAUUAAGCUUAUCGACUAACGGCUUUGACAGUGACCGUAUCAAAAUUUUUAUUAGCUGCCUACGCAUAUUACGCGUAUGGAGAUCUGUACGGAUUGUUUACUAUGUUAACACCAUGCGCACAAUUUUUGUGGACUUGGUUUAUGGUUUGCCAAAAAUGAUUGAUGCAGUUACUUUGAAUAUUCUUGUUUUUGUUCCGUUUGCCAUAUAUGGUUGCUAUCUAUUUAGCGGACGAUUUUCCCUUUGCAAUGAUAAAGAUGUGGGUUCAAAGGCAGAAUGUUACGGCGAAUAUUUGACGAACGAGGAUGGGAUAUCGCAGAUUCUAUUACCAAAAGUAUGGCGAAAUCCAUAUGAUUAUUCGUUUGACACUUUUGGACAGGCGUUACUGCAUCUUUUUGAAUGCGCCUCUGGCGAAGGAUGGAUAUUAUCGCUGUUUUCUGCAAUGAGCGUCGUCCCUGGAGAUAGUUCUCUACCACCUCAUUUCAAUUGGUCUUCCACAUCUGUCUACCAUUCAAUUUAUUACGUUGUUUUUAUGUUUGUUGCAUCGCUUUGUUCAAUUCAGUUGUUCAUCGGCGUUUUUUUAGAAAUAUUUAAGCAGCGCAAUGGUAUCUCUACGUUGACAAACACUCAACGUCAGUUUCGAGACUUGCAAAGACAGUUAGCCCUGUACCUCCAUCAGCCGACAUGGCUCAGCAAAAUUCAAGAGGCUCUGAAUGCUUUAUGUUUAUGCUGCUACGUCUUUGAAAUGUUUGCGAAAAUUGUUGGGUUAGGUUUUUAUAAGUGGGUUUUCAACAGAUGGAACAUGCACGAUUUUGUAUUUGUUAGUUUGGCAAUCAUCACCUCUAUUCCCAAAAUGUAUCCAGAAUUGCCAUUUGGCUGGGAUGUUACUCGAAAGGUAGUUCUUAUUGGCAUCGCUUUCAGAUUAGCUCAACGCAACGAAUCAUUGAAUAUACUAUUCCGGUCUGUCAAACGCGCUAUCCCUUCAAUUUUCUCUGUUACUUUUGUCUUUUUUAUUGUAAUUAUUUGCUUCGGUGUAGUUUUUCAAGAAUUAUUUUCCACCACACGGUACGGGAUGUAUGGAAAUGAGCAUGCAAAUUUUCGGUCUCUGUAUAAUACGAUCCUGACGCUUUUCCGCGUAACAACAGGUGAAAAUUGGGAUUUCUUGAUGCAUGACUAUACCAAAUCCGCUCCAGAAUGUGUAGACAAGAAAGACUGUGGGUCUCCUCGCUUAGCGAUUACUCUAUUUGUGAUAUUUUAUGUCAUAUGCACCUAUAUAUUUGUCAAUCUCUUUACUGUGAUUGUCAUAGAUCAUUUUUCCUUUACCUUUGAUAAGCGCAACCAAUUUACCUUGAUUACCAGAACAGAUUUGAGAAAUUUUAAACGGGCAUGGUCUGCUAUUGACCCCAAGGCAACGGGAUAUAUAAACUUUGACGAUGUACCUAAAUUCUUAAAUACAUUGGAAGGCGCACUCUCUAUACGUGUUUACGGGGCAGAACAUUCUUUGGAUUCCUUGCUUGAAGUCAGCAAUCGGCCAUCCGCUGAUGCAGACAGGUUGAUUGUCAUACCACUCUCAGACAUGACAACACCUCACAAUAAAUUUGCGAGGGUCAAUGAAAUGGGUGAAAAAUUGUUCAACUUGCAUGAAUUGAACAAAAAACUAUCCAAUAUCCAGCGUGAGGUAAUUAUAGAAAGAAAGCGGCAGUAUGCAGAGAUUUAUCAGGAAAUAAAAAACACAGCCUCGCAUCGUGGUGUUGCUUUUCAAAAAAUGCUGGAAAUAUUGGCUCUUCGCUUAGUCGACGUUUCUAAAUCAUUGACAUUUGAAGAACUUGUCAAUCGUGCCAAAAUAGAGGACAAAAUUGCCAAUGAUUUAUACAAUGAACGUGCGAAAGGUUUGGUAGCUAUGGUAUUACAGAGAAGAAGACUUUUAAAGAAACUUAGCAAAUUUAGAAGCAGCCAUGAAAUGUGUAGUGGAAACAGUUUGGAACUUCUAAAAAGUUGGUUGACACCUGUGAGCCCACCUCCUACGGCAGAGUCUGUGUCGAGUUCUAUUUUUACCAAACGAGCCACACCUACGGUGCAAUCACCUGCAGUUCAAACUGAUUCCCCCAGCAGCUUCCAGUCUGAACCGUCUAUUUUCACAUUUCCUAAAAUUGUUGUGAACCCUGCGCGGCAACAAAAUGUAGACAAUUUAGCAAUAGCCUUCUCACCAAACUCAGCAAGCCAACCUCCAUUUUUAUUUCUAUCUGAUACUUGCAGUACAAUUCCAAGCAACAAUGCUGUGUUACAACGACGGAGAUCUUCAUCAGCCAUCAACAUUUCUACGCCUAACACAUUAUCUACGAUGAGAAGAUCCAAUCCUACAUGCAAUACCACUACUAACUUAUCCUCUUCCUCAUCCGAGACCUCAUCUGUAGUUUCAGUCAUAUCUUUGCCAGAGCAACCAAUAUUAAGGAACACGAAGCCCGUGCUACUCUUGAAAAGUACAUCGUUAACUGCAAAUAAUGAGGGAAGCGAUGACCAAAAUGAUAUUUUUAUUCACUAUUAUGCUGCUGAUACGGCCAUGGAAAAUAUGCUAUGUAAGGAUGCAGAUCGAAUUACAGAAAGACUAGAUAAGAGUUUUUGGUACACUUUAUUACAAGAUGCUACAGAUUAUGAUAUUUAG